This is a messenger RNA of Anopheles merus, 1861 nucleotides long. Its product is annotated as mucin-7-like. The transcript has 4 exons. The record is from RefSeq and is a predicted model, not a curated record. Bases 462 to 1769 code for a protein of 435 amino acids. NCBI's taxonomy places the organism in Eukaryota, Metazoa, Arthropoda, Insecta, Diptera, Culicidae.
AAACGUUAGCCAAGCUUUAGUCGAACGCCGGCUGGUGACUUGGGCUGAACGUGCUGAACGAAACGAAUCGUGCGUGCGUGUGCGUGUGUGUGAGCAAGCAUCCUCGAGCGAGAUUUUGGAAGGUUUUUGUUUUCGCGUGUGUCCAUCUGUGCGUGUGUCUGUACGCAGUCUUAUAAAUAAUACAAGCGUCGUUUUUCACCGGGCCACAGGGUAUUUUAGAUUCCGGGUGGACAUUUUGCCGACCAUAGUCGAUUGUUGUGCUGCCAGUGCAAAUUGCCGGACAUUAAUAUUGGCACUAGCGUGGAAUCGCGGCCAACUUUAAGUAGAGUGGAAGAAUCGGGAUUUUUUGUUUGGUUUGGUGGAGCAAGAAUUAUUUGUACUUCUCGUUUGCUGGCUGGCCGCUUGGUGAGCCGUCCACAGUGAGGCGCUUAAUUUAUCAGCGCUCUGCCAACUCAGUGACUAUGUGGAGCUUGCGCGUGGUGAUUGCCCUGUGCGGCGUGUGCAGCGUGUUCGGUGCUGCACUGAACGAUAACAUCGAUAUCGACAUCAAGGUCGACUCGGACUCGAAGCUGUACCAUCAGGGCAGGACGGUGGAAGGCUCGUUCAACUAUGGCUACAAUGUGCCGCGGCGCAACUACAACCAGUACCAGCACAAGGUGAAGGGCCCGGACGGUGUGACGUACGGAUGUUACGGGUUUGUCGAUCCGACCAACGGUACCCAUCUCUACCACUACGUGUCCGAUCUGAAGGGGUACCGGGUGGUGCCACCGAACCAACCGACCAAGGUGUACAGCGACCGGGUCGCUAACAGUGUGGCCAACAUUUACGAUGCCGUCGGUGAAACGUACGACUGGGAAAAGCUCUACUUCCCCGACGUCUGUCGGGUGCUGCAGAAGAGCAAGGAAGAGCGCAACGAGCUGUCCAUUCCGAGAGGCUUCCAGGUGAACGAUGACGGCAGCGUCACACAAACGACCCAGAAACCAAAGGCUUCGGCACCGACCUCGAAGCGACCGGCACCCUCACCGUCACCCGCUGCCACCCGGCCACCUCCGCCAUCUUCCCGCACCACUCGACCGACUCCGCCCCGUACCACGCCACGCACGACUUCGGGCGCAACCCGGCGUGCCCAAUCACCAUCGACCACUGCCAAAGCGACCACACCGCGUGCAGCGGCCCCUGCUCCAACGACCCGCAAACCAACGCCGAAAUCGUCGCCAAAAGUAACCACUACCCGCCCAUCUCCCCGACCAACGACGGCCGCCCCACGCCAGCAGCCACAGGCGCCCGUGACAACGCGUGUCCCAGCGCCGGUACAAACGACCCAGGCUCGUACGGCACCGAAGAACACGCUCAAGCCAAACAGCUUCCCGGCUCAGCCCUCGUCCAAGCCCAGCGGCAACAAGUUCGGCAACAACCGGGAUAACUUCAUUGGAGCUCCGGCCACCAACCAGGCGGAAACGCUCAAACCACCACAGGAUCUCCAAGCGGUCGGGCAGGAUAUUUCCGAGCUGAAGCUGCUGCUCCAGAUGCUGCUCUCGUCGCUCAACACCGCUCCAAAGUCGAAGGCACCAGCGGACUGUGACGAUAACGGUUCGCUCGGCGCAGUCAAUCCCAACGCGAAGCAGGUGUUCCUGCCGCUCGUCAUCGUCGACUCGCUGCCCGGUGGUCGGGGAGCGGUGUCGCAGGGGGCCGGUGGACUGCCCGCCGGUAGCCAGUUUGCCAUACCAUCGCUUGGUUACGGUCCGUCGCGGUGUAAUACCUGUGGUUAGCGAUGUGGGGUGGCGAUGAAAGAGCAGCAAAGCAAACCCAUAUUGUCGAUCCUAUUUUUAAGUUUUAAAAUAAAUAAAAUUAAAAAAAACGA